GUGCCACACACACAGGGAGAGGGAACACACACACACACAGACACACAGAGAGAGAUAGAGCGGUGUGUUAACGGGAAUGACCCAAGGAGCUGCGCGGUAAAGCACGGGGGAGCACCGCUUCAGCCCGGCUCAGACGCUAGGCCUCGCCCGGGGCUUCAGCCGCUGCAGGUGGAGUCUGAGUCCCGGCCGCCCCUCUGCAUGGCGGAGCCGUAGCUGCAGCGGGAGAGAGAGAGAGAGAGAGAGGGGGAGACAUGAGGAGAGGCGCAGGAGCGCAGCAGCAGAAAUAACUAGCGGGGGGAAAGCUGCCCAUGCCCGGCCAGCAGCCACGAGCGAGCCAGAGAGAUAACCCCAUCCAUCUUAACCGCGCCGGGCGAGGCUGCUCUCCUCGCCUGCUGAAGUAGGACGAGACGCCGCGGCCGGGGCUGAAAUGAAGACAGCCUUUUCAUCACUUCGGUCCCUCCUGUGGUGUCACUGGGCCAUGGUCCGCAAGAAAGGGACCCUUAUCCUGUGUGGAGCGUUUCUGUUCGUCGCCUGGAAUGCCCUGCUUCUUCUCUUUCUGUGGGGAAGGCCGCCCAUCGGUCGACUGGGAGAGGGAGGCGGAGCCGAACCAGGAGCAGGAGAGGAAUGGGUAGCUGGUAAAGGGAAAAAGGGCGGGGCUAGCGGUUUGGCCGGCGAAGUGAUCCGAUUGGCCGAAGAGGUAGAGUCAGAAUUGGAGACUCAGAAAAAGCUCCUGAAACAGAUACAGAGCCACAGGUCUCUGUGGGAACAGCAUAAAGAUGUGGAUAAAAGAGAGACGGAAGAUGGGAAGGACAAGAAGGACGAGCUUAAAGAGCCUCAGCAGGUGCCCCAAUUACAGUUCUUGGAGGAAAACAAAGUGGACGUGAAAAAAGCACAGAAUCCUGUCGUCACAACCCCCCCACCAGAGGCAAAGCAGGACAAGAACUCAGACGAUGAGAAAAUUCUUUCUUCUGAAAAUAAAGUGGCCCUUACUGACUCCAGCCCUCAACCAGUCAUCCCAAUCUUAGUUAUAGCUUGUGACAGAGUCACGGUGAGGCGGAGCCUGGAUAAACUGAUCCAGUACCGCCCAUCGGUGGAGCUUCAUCCCAUCAUCGUCAGCCAGGACUGCGGUCACGCCGAGACGGCGCGGGUCAUCGGCUCCUAUGGCAGUCAGGUGACCCACAUUAGCCAACCAGACCUCGCAGACAUUCCAGUGCGGCCAGACCACAGGAAGUUCCAGGGCUACUACAAGAUCGCAAGGCACUACCGGUGGGCCCUGAACCAAGUCUUCAACACCUUCAGUUACUCCACUGUGGUCAUUGUAGAGGACGACUUGGAGGUGGCUCCUGACUUUUUUGAGUACUUCCGUGCUCUGUACCCAAUCCUCCGCUCUGAUCCUUCUCUGUGGUGCAUUUCGGCCUGGAACGAUAACGGACGGGAAGGCCUGGUGGACCCAGGCAAGGCUGACCUCCUCUACCGGACAGAUUUCUUUCCUGGACUGGGCUGGAUGCUGCUGAAGGAGGUGUGGGCGGAGCUGGAGCCUAAAUGGCCCAAAGCCUUCUGGGACGACUGGAUGCGUCACCCGGAGCAGAGGAAAGAGCGCUCUUGUAUUCGGCCGGAGAUCUCCAGGACUAUAACGUUCGGCCGGAAAGGAGUCAGUUUGGGUCAGUUUUUUGACCAGUACCUGCGCUACAUCAAACUCAACACUGAAUUUGUGCCUUUCACUACACGGGAUUUGUCUUAUUUGGUCAGGGAGCACUAUGACGACGCCUUCGAUAAGGCGGUGUACAGUGCCCCCUUGGUGAAGGUGGAGGAACUGCAGCAGGGGGGCAGUUUGAAGGGCCCAGGCCCGUUCAGGGUGCAGUAUUCCAGCAGAGACAGUUUUAAAGUACUGGCCCGUAAUUUGGGGGUGAUGGACGACUUGAAAUCAGGGGUUCCCCGCGCUGGCUACAGAGGAGUGGUCAGCUUUCUCUCGCGCGGGCGAAGAGUUUAUCUGGCGCCCCCUGAAGGCUGGACAAAGUAUGACACCAGCUGGAGCUGAGAGGACAGAUUAGGGGCACGGACAGUGAACAGAUAGACUCAGAAUUAUGACAACCAUGCAGGAACAGAGGAAUACCCUCUCAAACCAAAGAAAACAGGCGAGGUGUGAAAGAUUAAAAGAUUAAGGUUAAUGCGUGGUUAAGAGUCAUGAGAUUAUGGCCAAAUUAUAUAGUGAUUUUUUUUUUUUUUUUUUUGAGAAAGGCAACUUUUCUUAUUUUUUUAUUUUAAUGGAGGAUGGAACACUCUGUCACACUGGGAACAACACAAAAGUUGGCACAGCAGUCCUACUAAGAGAAGACCAUAGGGUCCAGUUCUUUCCACAGACAAGACACUGCUCUUCUCAUAAUGACCAGUUCUGCUAAAGUGUCAGUGCAGUAAAAAUGCUUAUUUUUAAAGUUUUCGUCAUGUACCCCAUACAUCAUUAGUGAUCCCAGGCAAGUAUGAUAUCUGAAGAUACAGAAUUAAGUUUUUCUCCCUCUCUCUGUCAUGUUGCCAUUUUUAUUUUUUUUUAUGUAUUAUAUGCAAGCUGAUAAGUAAUUUGUCUGAUGUAUUUUAUCCAGAAUCAUUUUUAAUUUAAUUUUAGUCAUGUUUCACAGGAAGGAGAAGGUUAGAGUUUUAAAGUCUUGCCCAUGGAUUCUUACUGAUUUGCUGUAAUGUUCUUACCUGGUCAGGGAAUUAAACUCUACUCUAAAGUCCCCACAAAGUUGGUGGGGUUUUUACCUACUAGGCUACACCAUUUGAUAAAGUUGACUUGAUCACCUUUGUUAGCUAUAUUAACCUAGAAACUUCAACAUAAUGCAAAAGAAGACAAAAUUAAGCUUAACGAAUAGCUGCAAAACAAACCAUGUGAGAACAGUUUCACGGCUUCACAGCUUAUUGGCCAGAUCUGUCUCAGGCGGGGCUACGGAAGUAAAUACAGGAAGAAGCUCCUGUGUUCUGUUUAACAUAAAGCAGUGGCAGAGAUGGCAUUCAAAUCUGGUAAAUAAACCAGAUUAUUCUGGUUUUGGUAGCACAUGUGAUCGUUGGGUUUGAUUGUGGUCGAAUCAAGUUUGUUUGUUUGGGACCAGCCCCUUUCAAAGAUUCCUUUGGUCUUAAUUUCAGUGUGAUUACUGUAUUCACACCUACCCAAACAAAUAGGCAUCAUGGUGAAACUUUCUAUUUUGAUCUCUUUAAUUGUAUCCACUUUUCUGUUGUUCCAAGUGUGAAAAUAAUUGUGUUGAAGGGUGAGCUAUGUUUUGUCACCACUUAUACUGGAAGUUUUCAGAUUAAAGCUGGAUGCUCUGUGUUUCUGAAGGCAGUUACUGCAGUGAGUUACUGACACUAUACUCAACAAUGUUACUGACAUUUACAAAUGAAGUACAAAGGUCACAAUGGUUGUGCAGUUUGAUGGACGCGUUCAAACAAAAAGAGUCGAUUCAUGAGUUGUACCUUUUUAAAGUAGCACUAUUUUGAUGAAGUUAAGUUUUGUGCCGGGAAUGAUUAGCCUAAAAAGAUUCAUGCAUAUGAAGCACCAAAACUCAUGAUAGACAGAUCCUGUGAUUUUUCUUAUUUUUUCUCUGUUAUUUUUUUGAAGUACAGUACUUGAACCCUUUUUCAUUCUCCUUAUUUUGGGAGAGAUUUCAUUACAUUUCAAAGAUGUCCCAGACGUUAGGUUUGUUGCAAAACCAAUGACCACAGAUAUCGCUUUACAUGUUCUUUCGAAUGCAUUCGUUUCAGUAGGUGGGAUGAGAGGAAACAAAUUUAAUAUAAUUUAAAUAUACUGUUUGUGAGAGAGAGAGAGAGAGAGAAUGAUGUGUUGAGAUGUCUGUAUGAUUAACUAUAAAACCACUGCCUGAUGUGUUGUUUAUAAAUUUAAUACAAUGAGAAUAAAUGAACUAUUUUGAUAUGUCA
This is a messenger RNA of Astyanax mexicanus (Mexican tetra), 3927 nucleotides long. RefSeq names its product alpha-1,3-mannosyl-glycoprotein 2-beta-N-acetylglucosaminyltransferase b (gene mgat1b). Gene Ontology annotation, molecular function: alpha-1,3-mannosylglycoprotein 2-beta-N-acetylglucosaminyltransferase activity. The record is from RefSeq and is a predicted model, not a curated record. Gene Ontology annotation, biological process: protein N-linked glycosylation. The transcript has 3 exons. The coding region runs from base 428 to 2038 and encodes 536 amino acids. Lineage: Eukaryota; Metazoa; Chordata; Actinopteri; Characiformes; Acestrorhamphidae. Gene Ontology annotation, cellular component: Golgi apparatus.